Messenger RNA from Pocillopora meandrina, 5725 nucleotides. NCBI's taxonomy places the organism in Eukaryota, Metazoa, Cnidaria, Anthozoa, Scleractinia, Pocilloporidae. The record is from the annotation of a GenBank genome assembly.
AUGACAAAGUUCAGCGAUGCUUUCUUGCAACUUGAAUGUGUGAGGUGCAUCAAAGCUGUGUUGAAUAAUAUAACAGGACUGGAAUUUAUGACUUCGGAUACCUCGUUAGCAAAACAACUUCUAAAUGGUGAGUAAAUACAUUUAUUUUUUUGCCAAUUAAUCACAGUUAGGUGCACUUAAAGUUCAGAAAAAAAGCGAGCACUUGGAUUGAAAUACAUCGAUAGAUUGCGAAGACUUCAGCAAAUUUUGGGCGCGAUGAAGCAAUUCGUAACUUUGCAUUCUUUGUAUAAACUACCACUUGCUCCAAUAUUUUCCUGUUAUUUUCGUCAUCUCAAAAGUUGAAAAUUUAUUUUCAUUUAGGUGAUGGGAUUUCUUUGUGAAAAAGAUACUUCCGUCAGACUGAAAUUAUCGCUAUCUCAACCCUUUCACUCCCAAGAUCUCAUUAGUAAUUCUCCCCACUGUCUCCCAUAUAAUUCUUAUUAUGUUAGUAUAGAAAAUUUGGUAUUGGAUCAACUAAUAAUCUCCUAAUUUAUGUUUUUCUUUAUUCUCAUCACUCGUCUUUCUGAUAUUGUAUUGAUAUUGCAAGGGGAAUAUCUGUCUUGGUCACUCAUGGGAAGUAGAAGUUUAGUAGUUCAGUUUCAUUGCUUCUGGGUAAGUUGGAAAUGUGUCAGAUGAUCGCUGACAGAGAUAUUUCGUACAUGUUUCAGUUUUGACCUUUGUCCUAACCCAUCCUUGCGUUAAACACUCGUCCAGAUAGCUACAAAAUAAGUGAAUUUUCUCUGCAGAAUAAUCGUCUCUCUUAUGGUUGCGAUUUGCAGAAAGUGAUCUUGUUGUUUUCAUUAACACUUUUAAAAAUCAGAAGAUAAUCAUGAUAAAGUAGAGGAUUGUUCCUACAAGCCAAGCUUGGCAUAAGCAUUUUCAGAAAACAACUUUAAGCUUAUGAACGGUUCAUGUACAGCCAUAUCAGCUGAUUAUACUGCAAAAUUUUCAACUAUUAACAUUUUGAACGAUUUCAUAUAAUGAUAAAACUUGAAGAAUAGAUUGAUUUACCCUCCACAGAUGCGUUGCUAAUUCCCUCGUAAGCAUAACGCAAUACAGAAAAGUACAUUGUGCACAUUUAAGUUAAAAUUCCAUAAAUUAACAUUUGAGGGUGUUUACGAUUGCAUCUUCAGGACUGGCAGUACACCAGACUAUAAGGCAGAUCACUUCUCAUAGCAGAUUUUUAUCGCCUUUUUCUAACCUUCAUGCAAACGCGUUACUCACAAUCGGCUACACUCAUGAAAUUGAACCGUAAUCGAACCCUUUCCCCCACUCUUUUGCAUCAUUAGAACUUUUGUUUAUACACACAGUUUCUGAUAUGGUCGAAAUGGAUUGUUACAUGUAUGGCUUAAUUGGAAGCCUCUGCAGCACGGAAUUUCAACUUCCUUCCAAAGAAUCCCAAUGGGAAAGUUCUGCUUCUCGACUGUUUUCUCACUAUCAGAAAUCAAUCUGCCAAUCAGCCCACAGCUUGACUGCCCUUUUGUAGAGGAUCUGAUGAUAAACUAAAUUCCUCACGUCCUCAGUGGAGAAUUUCCGCAAAAAGAAAUAUAAGAAAGAAAAUAACUUACCGCAAGAAGUCAAAAUAGUGGUCCUGAACUUGAGCCUGCAGAUCAGGGUUUCCAUGAAUUCUGUACUAACUUUGAAGGGAUUUUUUUCUUUAGGCGACAUUUUGUUUUGAUAAAACUAAAGAUUUGAAAACAACGGAAAUCGAUUUGUUCGCUUGUUUAAAAGUACUGGGGGUCCAAAUCGACAAACAGACCAAGUCAGGUAGGAAAAUGAUAAUGAUCGUCCGCGGAAGUGUUUUAUGACUGACAGGAUUGCAGAUGACAUACUUGAAAUCCAAAGGACACUUCAAAGUGAGAUCUCAUAAACAAGGCCAUGUUUGCGCACGUAUCAUCCGAGCUAACAUACUGCUUCGCUGAAUAUAUUACAGUUUCUGAAGUUAGCCAUUUUUCCGUAAUAGUUAAACAGUGUUUUCGUGGUUUAUCUAAUCAGAACAGAGCUCAUUCCAAUUGAUUUAAUUUGAGGUCGCCUCGCCCUGAGUUUUGCGUGGAAAACACUCGUCAAGAUUUAAAGAUUUAAAAGCUGACAAAUGUAACAUUAUCGAGUGCUUUGAAAUAUUCUGAUGACGUCGAACACUUCGGUGUUUACGCAAGAGAGGUCACUGCCUCUGUGGUAUAUGGUAGUUCCUUUCUUAGUUCUAAAGGAAAUAAUAGCAAUUAAGAAUUGAAGGGGCGUAACAAGGUAAACAUGCAUAGAAUAAAUUUAAAAUAGGUUAUUAGCGAGCAAUGAUAAGUCCAAGUGGUCAUCAAUGUAUAACCCGCGCGGAUAACACGCGAAGUACAAGAAUAGCAAAAAAUUUUGGCAAUACACCAACCGUUUAUUUGGAUUGUACUGAUUUAGAAAAUACACACACUUGCUGUUACUUUCUAAAUCAUCGAUCGUCAUGUCGAAGAAUUGGAAAAGACUUGCCAAAGCCGGUGGAGUGGAAAUCAAAGAUAACGCCGAUGGCCGCGGCGAAGAACUCAACAUCGAUCUUCAAAAAUUGAACGAGGUAGAACCCGAACUCUUUAUAAAAUUUCUGCGAAUUCCUACCCUCAAGACAUACGCAAGUUUGAUUCAAAAGCUUGAAAAGAGUUCCAAGAAGUGGAUGACGGACUUUUUGGAGCAAGGGGGACUGACUACGCUGUUUAGCGUUCUAGAAAAACUUUGCGAGCGAGGUCUAGCAAAGUUUUCGGACGCGUUUCUGCAGCUCGAAUGUGUCCGGUGCAUCAAGGCAGUCUUGAAUAAUGUGACGGGUUUGGAAUAUAUGACCACCGAUCCUUCACUUACGAAACAGCUUGUAACUGGUGGGUGAAUUUUAAUCAUUAUUUUGCGCAAUGGAAUUAUUUAUGUAGUUGUUAUUCUUGUGUUGACGCUAGAGCGCAGAUGAACGAGGAAAAGCGCAUUUAAUCGACGAGAUAAGUGACUUUUGGGUUCUGAUAAUGUUAUCAAUUCUUACUUGCAAUAUAAAUCGAUUUGUUGGUUGUUAUCUUUUCAUAAUUUCCUUAGAGUAACAAUAAUUUUAAGCCGUGUUAUUAGACCGGCUUUCCGCGCUGAUUCACAGGUUGAUGCAAUUUACGCGCUAAAAUUCCGCCUUUAACCAGCACAUAAAGCAACUAAAACCCUACUCAUCGAAAUAUAAAAGAGACAGUGUAAAAUAAAGUUUUGUAUUUGAAUAUAUGCAACUAAAAUUAAUGAAGUGGAUAGGUUCUUUCCGCGUUUUUAAUCUCAACGACCUCGCAUUAAUUUUUUGAAAAACCUAAACUUCAUGGGGUCAUGUUUGUCUCGGUCAUUAAGUGAUUUUGGAAAAACAUUUUUUUGAAUUAUAUUAGUUAAAUCAGACAAUCACAAAGCCAGUUAAUUAGUAGCAGUGACUGAAGAAAAAAAAAUCAUAGCCUGUCUGACACGCUAGAGAGUUCGGUUUUCAUUCAAAUGGGUGAGGAAAACAACAAUAUCAUUUUCGUUCUUGGCGAUUUUCUGCAAAUCAAGGUCGUGAGCACGUCAAAAUACAGUAGAAGUAUACAACAGCUUAUUUCUUUGUGUUCGAUUUUGCACGUAACUUAGACGCUUAUCUGACCACAAAGACACAAAUGUUAAGCCCAUUAACGCUUCGUUAGUUCACUAAUUGAUCAACAAUACAACCCGGUCUACUUUCGACAGCCCUCCUUUUGCGUAUUUUAAAACAUUUCAAAGACGUGAGACUACGUAAGUAGAGUAACUUGAUUUAGCAUUGUUUUUAGGGAAGCAACUUAGCGAGCUCGCAUAUUGCAACAGGUUGUCCCGGGGUUAGGCCAGAGAAGCAAAUGGUUUACUAAAAUAAAUCCGUGUCAAUCAAAUCGCUUGAGGCAAGGUUGCUUUUUGAACUAAUUUGGAGCUCUUUCUUGUCAAAUAGAUGGUUUUUAUACAUUUAUUUUAGCUUCGCAGAGUUUGCGCGCUUUCGUAACCUGAAGUCAAUUCCGUACUCUGUGCGGAAGUACAUUACUAAGUACAAAAUUAAGGCAUCACUCGUCACGCGAUUUUCUUGAGUGAGUAAGAGUGAUGUAAGUUUCCGCCGGAAGAAAGUCAGUUAUAAUUCCGUGGAAGCCACUCAGCUGGCUUGCGUUGCUUUCCAUCUAAGAACGACAUUAAAUAUUAGAGAUCAUAUACAGCCGGAACAGUCAAAAACGCGACCUUUAAGAUUCGAUUGUGCUUCCACCGGAAAUAGGUCAGUUACAUAAGACCUGGUUGAGGCACUUGACUUGCGCACGGUUUCUUGAAAAUGCUGCGAAAGUGUGUCUAUUUUUAAAAAAAGCCAAUAUGUCUCUUGAGUCAACUGUCAUCAGCAGCGUCUUCAACAACUAAUUAAAUAAGAUACUUUGUGAAUUAAUUAAAGAACUUAAUCAAAUGUACUUGAAUACGCUUGAACUUUCGGCUUCCCUUAUUUCAACACCCAGCUACUUCUCAGUCGUUUGAAAGCUGCAUUCAAUAAUCAUACUUUCCUUAUCACGAUCCGGUAAACUCAGCAGAAACAGCGAUUAACAGCUUUUUGUGACCUGUUACGAGUUUAUUUUCCACUUGAAUAUCUUGUAUUAAUUGUUGCAGAGGAAUUAUCUUUGCGAAAAUUUAGCGAGAUUCAUGCUUAAUAAAGGGUUAGAGAAUUAUGAGGAAAAAAAUGCUCGAAGACCGUCUGUCAGUCGUCAACGAAAACGUGGGUUUGUGAUUACAUCAGAAGGGAAGAACCUUUCAAUCAACCUUUUUCCUAUUUUUUAGAGGUUAGCGUACACGCCCCAUCCGUUUCGUUGCCAAGAGCCUGUAAUCCUCUAAUUUCCUUCACGAAGUCAAUUGAUACUCACAAUCAUUUAACCUUGUCACAGCUGACUUACAAUCCUAUUUUCUGUAACAAUUUGUGUAGGUUUCGAAGCCAAUAUGAUCAUGAUAAUAAAGUUUCAAACAUUGCGCGUAACUGCUUUGAUACAUGCUCUCUAAAGGCAGUGUCGGUAGUUUUGCCGACACGAAUAGUUGUAAGUACGUGACUUCUCAAGAAACAAAUCGAUUCAAAAAUCUAAUCUACCUAAACAAACAAGAAAAUUAUAGGAUCAAUUCACUGAUCUUAAACGCUAUAGGCGGAAUAUGAAAAACGAAAAGUUCUAUCGUUGAUGUUCAGUUUUAAAAUAGAACUAAAGCGAAAGAUAGCCCAUCUAACGUUUUUCGCAUCCGAUUACAAAAGAACCCAUAAGGAACCAAUUUCCUAGAGUCACAAAGUACUAAAAGGUCACGUUUUGAAUUGAAUUAAGGAAGCAUUGUUUAUCACGAACAAGGUGUCCCUGCUGUCAGUCUAUGUUAUUAUAUGCACUGACUUCGGUUUCGCUGCGGAUCACAAUCAACGAGCUUUCGAAGGUCGAACAAGCGUUGUGUUUUGCAAUUGUCGUACUAAGCAAUGGAGACUUCAGGUUGGAAAAGACUGCGUAAGAUGCCCAUUUUUCAACAAAAUGUCCAUAUCGAGGCAAAUCAUCAAGGACAGUUCAGCAACGUUGAACCAGAGCUUUGCGUGAGUUUACUCCGAGUUCCAUCACUGAAAAACUUCUCUGCCCUUCAUCCAAAACUCGCCAAAUGUUCGGCACAGUGGAUGACGGAAUUUCUGGAACAGGAGGCCUGGAAGUGUUAA